Messenger RNA from Syngnathus typhle (broad-nosed pipefish), 3691 nucleotides. It is a transcript of the gene gdap2, whose product is annotated as ganglioside induced differentiation associated protein 2. The transcript has 14 exons. The coding region runs from base 209 to 1696 and encodes 495 amino acids. The record is from RefSeq and is a predicted model, not a curated record. Lineage: Eukaryota; Metazoa; Chordata; Actinopteri; Syngnathiformes; Syngnathidae.
UACUUUUCUUUACAGUGACGUGACUCCUAGCAUGACGGCUAUCAGUGUAGAAAAAACACGUAAAUGAACACACGUCUUUAUUUUCGAUCGCCUCUCGAGUAUUUAAUUGAAAUUGAUGCGGCGAAGUUAUUUUUAAAUCUGACGUGGACACCCUUCUCCACUUCCCCUGCCCCCAACAACAGCUGAGGACUGAAGGCGUGAAUCUGGAAUGCCCGAGGGGAUGGAUCCUCUGGGUGCUCGCUCCCAGUUUGUGGACAUCCAAACCCUCCCCACGUGGCAGCAGCUGGAAGAGGAUGGCGAGCACAUUCCGCAGGAUCUGAGUGACAGCCUGCUCAGCCAGCAGUCCUUUCCAUCGCCCUUCCCCUUCAGACCCGACAUCAACUGCAAAAUCAUCCUCUUCACCGGUGACGUAGCACUGUUGAACUGCACCGCUAUCACCAACACCAGCAAUGAAGUGCUCAACGACAAGAACCCUGUAUCAGAGCGCAUCCAUCAGCUGGCGGGCCCCGAGCUGAAAGACGAGCUGCUCAAACUUAAAGGAUGUCGCACGGGAGAAGCGAAGCUUACAAAAGGAUUCAACCUGGCAGCGAGGUUCAUCAUCCACACAGUGGGACCAAAGUACAAAGCCAAGUACAGAACAGCAGCAGAGAGCUCACUGUACAGCUGCUACAGGAACAUCUUGCAGCUGGCCACGGAACAGUCGAUGGCAUCUGUUGGAAUCAGCGUAGUGAGCACAGCCAAACGAGGAUACCCACUGGAGGACGCCGCACACAUCGCAUUCAGAACAGUCCGCAGGUUCCUGGAAAAGCAUGGAAGCAGCAUCGAGGCAGUGGUGUUUGCUGUGUCAGACACUGAGGAGGCGGUGUAUAGGAAAUUGCUGCCGCUCUACUUUCCUCGCUCCGAGGAGGAGGAGAGGGUGUGCCUGCCUCUCGUGCCGGCCGAUAUCGGCAACUCGGAGGGCGAGCCUGUCGUCCCCGAGAGGCAAAUCCGCAUCUCUGAAAAACCGGGAAGCUUGGAGGAUGAUUCGGAGGAAGACAAUCUGGAGUCAGAUCUAGGUCAAGUGGGCCAUCACGCCUUUGCUCGAAUGGAGGGUGACGUGGACAAGCAACGCAAGCUGAUUCUACAGGGUCACAUGUCAGAGGCAGCCGUGCAAAAGCAGCACCAAAGGAACUACAACCGCUGGUUGUGCCAAGCCAGAGCAGAGGACCUCUCCGACAUCGCUGCCCUGAAAGCAUUAUAUCAGACAGGUGUGGACAUGUGUGGCAGGACCGUGAUGGUUGUGGUGGGAAGAAACAUUCCAGUGACCCUUAUUGACCUUGAGAAGGCCUUGCUGUAUUUCAUUCAUGUGAUGGACCACAUUGCUGUUAAGGAGUAUGUGAUGGUUUACUUCCACACGCUGACGGGAGAACACAACCACUUGAACACGGAAUUCCUCAAAAACCUCCAUGACAUCGUUGACGUCAAGUUUAAGAAGAAUUUAAAGGCCUUCUACUUUGUACAUCCGACAUUUCGCUCAAAGGUGUCAACUUGGUUCUUCACCACCUUCAGCGUGUCCGGCAUGAAGGACAAAGUGCGUUACCUUGACAACCUGCAGCAGCUCUUCACCUGCAUCAGGCCGGAGCAGAUUGACAUCCCGCCGUUUGUGCUGGACUACGAUGCACGGUUGAACGGACGUUCCCAGUCGUCUGGCCCAUGAGAGCCGACCCAUUACACUCUGUCAGGUCGGAAACCAUUUAUAAACAUUUUGUGGUCGACAGCGGACUCUUUCCAUACCCGGAAUGUCCAACGACUCAAAGUUACGUGACGCGGUGAUGGUCAUUAUGCAGGUAGAAGACGUCUGACGCUAAAUGACACGGAGAAAAUGUCAUACCAGGUUUAAGUUGGAAUCGAUCUACCACAAGGUAGCACUGAAUGUUUUUAUUUUAAAAUCAAAAGCUUUACUUUCCUGCCAUUCAAAGUACUUCUGUUGCAAUCAGUACUGUUCACACUUUAUUUUCGAGCACAUUAUCAUUUCAAAAUCAAUCAUGAAAAAAAAAAUCGCAAAUCCUCACCAAACUUCCACUUUAAUCGGACAUUUUCUUUUUGCCAGGGGACCUCAAAUUAAGACUUAAUGAUCUUUUCCAUCAACAAUUGUAAGGUUAAUUCAGGGAAUUAGUCAAAUUUAAACAUCAUUUAAUGCCAAUUGAAGUUUGAGUAGUCUUCUGCCAAAUGAGAAAUGGAAAGUUAGCUAACUCGUAGCGAGCAAACUGUAAUCUAAAGUCGCAUUUCAAAAUGCUUUUACUACUUCCAGCUUCAGCGUUAUUUUGCCAGACGAGUCGGGCCAUGUGGCGCCUUUUGCGUCAAGGCAUCGGCACAUGUUCUUUGUUUAGAAGAUACAAGGCAAAAUUCUUGUCAGAGCUAAUAGAUUGGCUUCGAGCCGCUCCCAAGCUGCCUAAUUAAGAUCUGGAUGGCUUCCGGUCCAUUCUUUCCAUUCUGUCAACAUGGCGUCGCUUUGCUUUACACAAUUGUCUUUGGUUUUCCAAUGGCAAUGACACUUGUAUUUGUUCACUUUAUUUUGUGGUUUGCACAAGCAGAUUUUUUUCCCGAAUUGCCAUUGAAGGGGGGGCGGGGUGAUAUCAAAACUAUAGGAGUCAUUUAAAACAUUCCUCUGAUUGAUUUGCAGUCUGUCUAGUGGUCACAUGACCUUCCAGCUCGACACAUAAGACUGAACUCAAAGGUUGUGUUGUUUGUCUGGACGUUUCCAAAACAAAAGUUUUUAAGGUUUCCUCAGAAAUGUGAAAUUGUGAAUAAAAUAUUUUGGAGGUAUUCAAGGUUUUUCCUAGGUAAUAGUGCAAAAUUGAUUUUUGGAAAUGUAUCUCUUAAAAUGUUUUAUUUCAUUUUAAUUCAAUUGUUAAUUGUCAACUUUUUUUUAUACUUUGAUUAAAGUUAUCUGCUGUAUUUUUGUUUUCUUUUCUUGCGUGAUCUUGGACGCCUGUAUGGACGAGCUGACAUUUCACAAACACAAAAAUGUGGAGGUCAAUGUUUUCUUUUUUUUUCUUUUUUUUUUUUAGUCAAGAAUUGUGUCAGUGGAGUGGGGUGGACAUAAAAGUACAAAACACUCCAAAAGGUGGUGAAAAUGCCAGCUUGACAGAAAGACUUUCAUGAGUGUGUUGAAUCUGUCCAGCUUUAAAAAUCGCUGAGAAUAAAAAUGCGGGUGUGCUCUCCAAGUUAUGCGCUCGUUGGAUAUUUGAACGCUUGAAGCCAGACCGAGUUCACUUGGAAGAACUUUGGGGCAACGAGUUCAAGUGCUCUUUAUAUCAUUACAGGCUGUGAUGUCACCCAUGUGGAGAAUGCCACUAGAUGCAGAAAGAUUCAUACCAAUCCAUAUGUUCCUCUAAGUUGUUUGAAGUUUUGGAGGUGUUCAAUGCCAAACUCGUAAAGUUCGCUGAAUUUGUAGAGGUCUUAAAAUUUCCAUUUGAUGCAAUAAUUCCACCAGAAAUGUAGCUCAAGUACAAGACAUUUGUGUGUAAUCUUCUGUAGUUGUUUAUCUUCAAACGUUUAUUUGCAACUUUGAAAUGUUUUAUUUAACUUUUGCAAUAUGCUUUGAGUUAUUUGAGUGCUGUAAGCGCAGUUACAAUUAAAAUGAUAAAUCAUGAUACAGUGACAAACAAUAAUGCUGUUAAUUAUUUUACAAAUAAAACUUUUUGAUGAG